AUGAAGCAACCAGCAUCACCAGGUCAAGUGCAAUCACCACCCAUAGACGAGCAGCAGAAUCCGUUAAACCAACCUCAGCAGGAUCAAGUCAUGGUUCCAGUUUCUGCACCUGCUCAAGUGCAAUUGCAGCCAAUAGACGAGCAGCAGACUUUGGCAAACCAAUCACAACAGGAUCAGGAUCAAGUCAUGGUUCCAGUUUCUGCACCUGCUCAAGAAAAACCACCAGAACCAGCAUCACCAGGUCAACUGCAUUCACAACCGAUAGAUGAGGUGCAGACACCCAUAAACGAAUCACAGCAGGAUCAAGUCAUCGUUGACGUUCCUCCACUUACUCAAGGAAGAACACCACAACCAACAACAGGUGGUCAAGUGCCAUUACUACCAACAAUAGAUGAGAAUACUGAGGUGAACCAAUCACAGCAGGAUCAUGUCAUCGUUCACGUUCCUGCAGUUGCUCAAGAAAGACCACGAGAACUCAAUCUACCUCGUUCAGAUUUAUUUCCUCGCGGUGGAAGAAGAGAAGACUACAUUAAAGUUGGUAUUCCCUUAUAUGAAGCAUCUAUCAAAGGUGAUUGGAAAGCUGCUCAAAACAUUCUUGAGGAAAAUGGAGAGUUGUUACGGUGGAGUAUCACUGAAAACUGUGAAACAGCACUUCAUGUUGCAGCAUCAGCUAAGAAAACCAAAAAAAUGCAAGAUUUUGUGAAAAACUUGGUGAACAUGAUGACGAUAAAGGACCUGGAGCUUCAGAAUAGCAGUGGCAAUACUGCACUUUGUUUAGCAGCUGCAGCUGGAAAUGUUGAAAUGGCUAAAAUUUUGGUGGAAAAGAACCCGGCCUUGUUGACAAUCAUGGGUAGUCAAAAAAUGAUGCCACUCUAUAUGGCUGCCUUAUUUGGACACCGUGACAUGGUGGACUAUCUUUAUAGUCAAUCCAAGGAAUUGCGUGAUGAUGGCUGGGAUAAUCAGAAUCGUGGCUGGCUUCUUCUGAAAUGUGUGGAGGCCGAUCUGUUCGAUAUCGCAUUAAAGAUACUGGAAGACCGGCCGGAACUUACUAGUUAUGGGAGUGUACUUGGAGUAUUGGCCAAAAAGCCUGAUUCAUUUUCUGUUAAUAUGUCGAAUAUCUUCUGGAGAACCUUCAACAAAGUUUUUAGACGGGAUGGUUCCGAGGUGGUUCCCGAAAAGGACACUGAAGCAAUGCAAUUACUAAGAAUCAUUUGGGAGAAUAUUGCAAAAAAGCCUAAGAAAGAAAUUGAUGAAAUAAUCAGAGGUCCGGCUGAUGAAUCAAAGAAAGAGGACAGACUUCCUUAUGGAAAGGAAGAUCAAAAUCUCCACCUACUGAAACUCAUUUCUGACAAUGUUGCUAAAGUGCCUGUUGAAAUCCAGAGGUUAAAAGCAGAGUCAUCAGAAAGAACAACAAGGAAACCACCAAUGAUAAAUAAUGCUAAGAAAACAUACUCUUCACGCAUACUAUUUGUGGCUGCAGAAAUGGGCAAUACCAAGUUUAUAGUAGAGCUUAUCCGUAAAUAUCCUGAUUUAAUAUGGAAAGUUGAUGAUAGUGGCCUAAGUAUAUUUCACAUUGCUGUCAAGCAUCGGCAUGAGGGUAUAUACAACUUAUUGUAUGAGAUUGGGUCAAUGAAGGAUUUAAUAACUCCUCUCAAAGACGAAAAUGACAAUAACAUGCUGCAUUUAGUUGGGAAAAGUGCAAAGAAAAAACGUCUCCAAGAUGUGUCGGGAGUUGCAUUACAGAUGCAGCGAGAACUAUUAUGGUUCAAGGAAGUAGAAUCUAUGAUCCCACCUUCUUAUAGAGAACGGAAGAACAAAGAUGGUCUAACACCACAUGAAUUAUUCACCAAAGAACAUAAAGAUUUAGUUGCACAAGGAGAGAAGUGGAUGAAAGGAACAUCUAGUCAGUGUAUGGUGGUUGCAGCUCUUAUUGCUACUAUAGUUUUUGCUGCAGCCUUUACCGUACCCGGUGGAUACAUCCAAGACACUAAUAGCAAAGAAAACGGUAUCCCUGUCUUCCAUUCCAAAAUAACCUUCAUGGUGUUUGUAGUUACAGACGCGAUUUCGUUAUUCUCGUCUACAUCUUCUAUUCUUAUGUUCCUAUCUAUCCUAACAUCUCGUUAUGCGGAACGUGAUUUCUUACAAUCAUUACCCAAAAAGCUGAUGAUAGGUCUAGCCACUCUCUUUCUUUCUAUAACGACUAUGACAGUUGCUUUUAGUGUCAGCUUUUUCGUACUAUACAAUGACGGUUUGAUGUGGAUGCCAAUCGUUAUCAGCUUGUUUGCUGUGCUACCAGUCAUCCUGUUUGCUUGGCUGCAAUAUCCUCUUUUAGCUGAUGUAAUCCGGUCGACAUAUGGUUCUAGAUACCUCUUUAAACCCACAAGACUUGUUCUGUAUCCUGAAGAUCACAAGAUCGAACCAUUCCUAAAGUGUUUAUUUCACAACAUCAAACUAUUCCUAAAGAGUUUAUUUUCAUUUUCAAAUUCUAAGCAUUAGUUAUUCUCUAUGCCUAGCUUUCUAAGUCUUGUAAGACCGUGA
Molecule: messenger RNA, 2538 nt
Organism: Erigeron canadensis
Lineage: Eukaryota; Viridiplantae; Streptophyta; Magnoliopsida; Asterales; Asteraceae
Exons: 5
Coding region: 1-2496 (831 amino acids)
Molecular function (GO): protein binding
Source: RefSeq, a predicted model, not a curated record